Psylliodes chrysocephalus is the source of this 2243-nucleotide messenger RNA. Lineage: Eukaryota; Metazoa; Arthropoda; Insecta; Coleoptera; Chrysomelidae. The record is from the annotation of a GenBank genome assembly.
UACAAACAGGGUCGCGUGCGUGCUGUCUGAUAUGCAUAACGAAUCACAUCUGAGCAUAAGUAAGCAUUUUGGCCUGAUUCGCGUCAUCGCGCGAUAAUUCUGAACGAACGUAAUAGUUUGAUACCGCUAAAAUCAGUGUUUCGAUAAUUAACAGUGGGUGAUUUCUAUGUUAAAAUAGUGACAAAAACAGUGCAAAGUGUACGAACACGAGGACAGUGUGGACGAGAGGCCCUUACAGGGCAUGGCGGCCACCACAUAUCUUCCGGCGAGCAGUGCAGUUACGACAGACCUCGAAGGAAACGUCGUCGGAAUGAAUAUUGUUGGAGGAUAUCACUCUAGUGCCUCUCCGAGGUCAGCCGCCGACGCAAACGAAAUGAAAUACCUGCCGCAACACCACCAUAAUCAUCACCAUCAUAUGGCGAGUUCGCCGUCGCCCAGCGGGCAUACGGCGGUUUCGUUAUCGGCGAAUCCGUGGGUGAGUUUGCAACCGGGAGCCGAUCCGUGGACCGCUUCCAUGGGGAUGCAUCACGCACACCAUCACCACCAUCAGGACGUCAAACCUUUAUCCCAACCGGCCGAAAUGAUGCAUCAUCAGCGGCAGCAACAACAAAGUAUGGGAUCGCCUCACGGCUGGCACGGACCCGUCUCGUCGGCGCACUAUAAUCCAGGAGGCGCCGGAUCUCCCCUUCAGCAGUACCACGCUGCCAUGAACGGUAUGUUAGCUCAUCAUCAAGCGGCACCCCAACUCCACCACCCUUUGCAUAGAGAUAUGCAAAGUCCUCACCACCCGCAACACUCGGAAAGAGACGUUAGCGGAGGAGAAGACGAAACGCCUACGAGCGAUGACUUAGAAGCCUUUGCAAAGCAAUUUAAACAACGACGUAUCAAAUUGGGAUUCACGCAAGCGGACGUCGGGUUAGCAUUAGGAACACUUUAUGGUAAUGUCUUUUCCCAGACAACAAUAUGUAGGUUUGAAGCUUUGCAGCUUAGUUUUAAAAAUAUGUGCAAAUUAAAACCGUUACUCCAAAAAUGGCUGGAAGAAGCCGACUCGACAACGGGGUCGCCCACGUCCAUAGAUAAAAUUGCGGCGCAAGGGAGGAAGAGAAAAAAACGCACUAGUAUAGAAGUCUCGGUAAAAGGUGCUCUAGAGCAACAUUUUCACAAACAACCAAAACCCUCCGCUCAAGAAAUAACGUCGCUGGCAGAUAGUUUGCAAUUAGAAAAAGAAGUCGUCCGGGUAUGGUUUUGCAAUAGGAGGCAGAAAGAAAAGAGAAUGACGCCUCCGAAUACGUUAGGCGGUGAUAUGAUGGAUAUGCCUCCCGGAAGCCACAUGCACCCCAGUUACGGCCACCACCAGGACAUGCACGGAUCUCCGAUGGGCCAGCAUUCCCAUUCCCACAGUCCACCGAUGUUGUCUCCCCAAAGUAUGGGUCACCAGUUGACGGCCCACUAGCAUCCGGCCCACUGGGCCUCUCUUCUCCACAACAGUGACAACGGCUAGUGAUAAUAUCUGUUAAGAUGCGCUCGUCGCCGGUUUCCGUCGGCUUUUAAAACUUUCUUCACGCUACCUCAAAGCCAUGGCUGGAUUCUUAUGUCCUACUUCCAAGUCGUUGAGGAGGUCCUAGUGGAACUAUGAAUUGGACGACUAGACUGUUAUUAUAAAUUAUAAUGCACUGUACAGUGAGAGUGAGUACCUUUAGACUAGAAAGGAUCGCGGUUAUUCUGUAUCUGUAUAUUUGUUGUAAAUAAAAGAGUGAUAAAGUUGCCCAAAACGAGUAGCUGUGUAUUAUAAUUAUAGGUAAAAGCUGCUACGUUGUACAUAAAGAUUUUAACUACCGGUCCAACAAUAGAAGAAUCGUGAUUUAUACCUUAAAACACACACCGAAAUGGUUGACGAUAAAACAAAUUAAUAUUAUAAGUUUUUAAUGUACAGUAUGUCCUGUUUAUAAAAGUUGUUCUUAUGUUGUUAUUAUUUUGGUUCGAGUGUCGUACAGUUAAAUAAUUAAUUUUUCUACAAUCCGUACUGUAGUUAUUGAAAAAAAAAAAAAAAUAAUCAAGGAUUUAUUUCAUGUGUAUAUUAAUUAUAAUAAUUAUAUCGUUGUACGGUGUGACAUUAAAUCGAUUUCGUUUUUAAAAUGUCUUAUGAUUUCUCUAACCACCUCAAUCAACUCCUUCUUGAGGUGACGAAAAACAUUACUAAAUAUAAACAAUUGGUCGCGGUAGCUACUCUUUUUAAAAUGGGC